This is a messenger RNA of Morchella importuna, 738 nucleotides long. RefSeq lists its product as uncharacterized. The transcript is spliced from 3 exons. NCBI's taxonomy places the organism in Eukaryota, Fungi, Ascomycota, Pezizomycetes, Pezizales, Morchellaceae. The record is from RefSeq and is a predicted model, not a curated record. Bases 1 to 738 code for a protein of 245 amino acids.
AUGGAGUCCAAGAGAUCCCGAACCGUAGUUUCCACAACUAUCACUACCGAGCCUUCCUCCGGAGAGGAUUCAAUCAAUAACCAAGCUCUCCAGGGCCAGAUCAACGACCUGACACAACAGAUCUCUCUUCUACAGAGAAAGACCGACGAGCUCGCGCAGAUAGUACAUAGGCAGGAAGAACACGAGCAAGAAACCCCACCAAAGGAGACAGAACGUCCCAGCUAUAAAUUCCCGACUAUUCGUGCCAAAGAGGAAGGCGUUCAUCGCAGAGAUGACCCCAAUGGACACCCCACAAAUGUACAAGUAUGUAACUGUCGAUGUAGAUCACCUGACGGCGGCCCAAACACAAUAGGUGGUGGCGUGUACCUCGGUCUCGUUCGCGCCGGGGAUGUCGUCCAGCUCGGCGUCCGCAUGCAGAAGGAACUGGACGAUGGACUCCGCGCGAUUGCCGUACGUAUGUUUCCACGUGGAGGAAAAGCCGACAGAUUCACGGAAGAGCGUCAAGCAAUGGUAGAACUGCUCAACAAGGUGUCGCUGAGACAGGAUGUCGUCCCUGUAGUUGGUGAAGACUAUUUUGCCCGCUAUUAUGACCCUAACAGGGGAAGAUACCAGAGAGCGGCAGGGGCGCGCUACGGAUACAUGGGCAGGAUGCCGGAAUCUAGAAUUAACGCCUUCUAUUAUGAGACUUUCCUGCAGUUGGUCCUGCUUCGAGGAAUCGACUUGGAGGCGCUGCCGUAG